Molecule: messenger RNA, 363 nt
Organism: Budorcas taxicolor (takin)
Lineage: Eukaryota; Metazoa; Chordata; Mammalia; Artiodactyla; Bovidae
Product: ATP-binding cassette subfamily C member 4-like
Exons: 4
Coding region: 1-363 (120 amino acids)
Biological process (GO): transmembrane transport
Cellular component (GO): plasma membrane
Molecular function (GO): ATPase-coupled transmembrane transporter activity
Source: RefSeq, a predicted model, not a curated record
AUGCUGCCUGUGUCCACGGAGGUGAAGACCAGCCCGCUGCAGAAGGCGAACUUCUGCUCGCGCCUGUUUGUCUGGUGGCUAAACCCCUUGUUUAAAAUUGGUCACAAACGGAAAUUAGAACCAGAUGACAUGUACUCGGUGCUUCCGGAAGAUUGCUCCCAGCACCUUGGAGAACAGCUGCAAGGGUACUGGGAUCAAGAAGUUAAGAGAGCCCAGAAGGAUGCACGGGAGCCCUCUUUAGUGAAAGCAAUCAUAAAGUGUUACUGGAAAUCCUAUUUAAUUUGGGGAAUGUUUACAUUUCUUGAGGAGGCUGAGGAGUUGCUGCUGGUGGCAAAGAUACUGUGGGCUGAGAGCAACCACUGA